ACUAAAAAGCAAACAUGGCGGACCGAGCUGUUUGGAUAUUACAGCCAACUAUCCACUUGGUUUGAAUGCUUCUCGCCAAAAGCCGAUAUUUGUCCUCCUCUGCACUAAGAAUGUCACGAAUUUUUGCCAUUUCAGACAUUCACGUUGAUAUUCCCGAAAACCUUCGUUUGGUUAAUAGUUGGUCAGACGUUGACUUCAAAAAUGACGUACUCAUUCUUGCUGGGGAUGUGACGGAUAACUUGUCUCUGCUCAAAACAGUCUUGACGUCACUGACUCAAAAGUUUUCGAAGGUCUGCUAUGUUCCAGGAAACCACGAGCUCUGGAUUCGUCAGGUAGAAAAUACCUAUUGUCACAACAAUUCCAUCGAUAAAUUCCACGCAAUCUUGGCUAUGUGUGAUUCGAUUGGCGUUCAUACCAAACCAGUAAAGGUGCAAUGCUGUAACGAUACCGCGGCCUGGGUUGUGCCAAUAUUUUCCUGGUAUGCCAAACCAGAGGACGACCUCCAUAACUCGUUAUUUGUUGGAAGGGACACUGAAGAUGCAGAACUGUCCAACAAGGUCUGGAUGGAUAAUCAUCUCUGUAAAUGGCCUGUGCUUCAAGGAUCUGUUGCUCAGUACUUUGCUAAACUCAACGAAAACAUUUUAACAAGGGAUUACGACGCGCCAAUUAUAUCUUUCAGUCAUUUUUUGCCUCGUGGUGAACUCAUCCCUGCUUCAGAAGAGGACAUCGAACGAGUCCAAGAUGAGAGAAAAAAACUACACCUCCCGCAGUUAGACAAUCCCAAAGCCCAAGGAUCGCAAAUCCAGUUUAAUUUUACGCGCUUUGCAGGUUGUAAAACCAUAGAAGAGCAAAUCAGAAAGAUUGGCUCGAAGGUACAUUUGCAUGGACAUCAACACCGUAAUAGGGACCGUGUGAUCGAUGAGGUGCGCUAUGUGUCCUUUUGCCUAGGAUACCCACGAGAAAGGUCCAUGGGAGUUAUUUGGGGCCUUUCAGAGAGAAAAGGACCUCGUUGGAUAUGGCCAUAGUGUGGUCAUGAGUAUGGAGCCAGCACUUACGGUAUUGGUCAGUAAUGGUUGUUAAUUUCCCACAUUUUAAUGAGGCGGGAACGAAAACAAUCGCCAGAAACGUUUUAUAUUCAUUACAAGGUUGUGCGAAAGACGGUUACCACUAAUCCAAGAUUAAUUAAUUUUAUUUCUCUAGGUUAUAUCAGCGUUUUAUCUUACUGUAAGGAAAAAUGGAAGGAAACACAGUAUUGCCAGUAGACCCUUUUGCAAAGGUGUAAAACUAAAUAAAAUAUUUGAGAAAA
This is a messenger RNA of Pocillopora damicornis (cauliflower coral), 1306 nucleotides long. RefSeq lists its product as uncharacterized. Gene Ontology annotation, molecular function: hydrolase activity. NCBI's taxonomy places the organism in Eukaryota, Metazoa, Cnidaria, Anthozoa, Scleractinia, Pocilloporidae. The record is from RefSeq and is a predicted model, not a curated record.